CGGCGUUAGGACACUUGGGGCGGAGUUAGCAUCGCUCAGGGCGCGGCUAAAGCGCCCAGAUGGCCUGCGGGCACCACCGCGUCCCUGGUCCCAGUCCGGGAGCACGUCGGAGGCUUAGAGGCGAGUGGGAAGGGACCCAGACAGUGCAGGGCGAGACACGCCCGCGGCACCAAAGCCCCUCCGAGCGCCGCCCCCGCCUCUAGUUCUAGAAAGUCAGUUUCCCAGCACUGGCACCCCGGAACCUCGGGGGCUGCCGAGCUGGGGGGGCGCUCGAGCUGCGAGGAUCCGGGCUGCCCGCGAGACCAGGAGCGGGCGCCCAGGAUGGGGUGCAUGAAGUCCAAGUUCCUCCAGGCCGGAGGCAAUACAUUCUCCAAAACUGAAACCAGCGCCAACCCACACUGCCCUGUGUACGUGCCGGAUCCCACAUCCACCAUCAAGCCGGGGCCUAAUAGCAACAACAGGAACACACCAGGAAUUGGGGAGGGCUCUGAGGACAUCAUCGUGGUUGCCCUGUAUGAUUAUGAGGCCAUUCACCAUGAAGACCUCAGCUUCCAGAAGGGGGACCAGAUGGUCGUCCUAGAGGAAUCCGGGGAGUGGUGGAAGGCUCGAUCCCUAGCCACCCGGAAGGAGGGCUACAUCCCAAGCAAUUAUGUCGCCCGCGUUGACUCUCUGGAGACAGAGGAGUGGUUCUUCAAGGGCAUCGGCCGGAAGGACGCAGAGCGCCAACUCCUGGCUCCCGGCAACAUGCUGGGCUCCUUCAUGAUCCGGGAUAGCGAGACCACUAAAGGAAGCUACUCUUUGUCCGUGCGAGACUACGACCCUCGGCAGGGAGAUACUGUGAAACAUUACAAAAUCCGGACCCUGGACAACGGGGGCUUCUACAUAUCCCCCCGAAGCACCUUCAGCACCCUGCAGGAGCUGGUGGACCACUACAAGAAGGGGAGUGAUGGGCUCUGCCAGAAACUGUCGGUGCCCUGCAUGUCUUCCAAGCCCCAGAAGCCUUGGGAGAAAGAUGCCUGGGAGAUCCCUCGGGAAUCCCUCAAGCUGGAGAAGAAACUUGGAGCCGGGCAGUUUGGGGAAGUCUGGAUGGCCACCUACAACAAGCACACCAAGGUGGCAGUGAAGACAAUGAAGCCAGGGAGCAUGUCGGUGGAGGCCUUCCUGGCAGAGGCCAACCUGAUGAAAACUCUACAGCAUGACAAGCUAGUCAAACUUCAUGCGGUGGUUACCAAGGAGCCCAUCUACAUCAUCACGGAGUUCAUGGCCAAAGGAAGCCUGCUGGACUUUCUGAAAAGUGAUGAGGGCAGCAAGCAGCCCUUGCCAAAACUCAUUGAUUUCUCAGCCCAGAUUGCAGAAGGCAUGGCCUUCAUCGAGCAGAGGAACUACAUCCACCGAGACCUCCGAGCCGCCAACAUCUUGGUCUCUGCAUCCUUGGUGUGUAAGAUUGCUGACUUUGGCCUGGCCCGGAUCAUUGAGGACAAUGAGUACACAGCUCGGGAAGGGGCCAAAUUCCCCAUCAAGUGGACAGCUCCUGAAGCCAUCAACUUUGGCUCCUUCACCAUCAAGUCAGACGUCUGGUCCUUUGGUAUCCUGCUGAUGGAGAUCGUCACCUACGGCCGCAUCCCUUACCCAGGGAUGUCAAACCCCGAAGUGAUCCGAGCUCUGGAGCGUGGAUACCGGAUGCCUCGCCCGGAGAACUGCCCAGAGGAGCUUUACAACAUCAUGAUGCGCUGCUGGAAGAACCGUCCGGAGGAGCGGCCGACCUUCGAAUACAUCCAGAGUGUGCUGGAUGACUUCUACACGGCCACAGAGAGCCAAUACCAACAGCAGCCAUGAUGGGGAGGACCAGGGUAGGGCCAGGGGGUGCCCAGGUGGUGGCUGCAAGGUGGCUCCAGCACCAUCCACUAGGGCCCACGCCCCCUCCCUACUCCCAGACACCCACCCUCGCUUCAGCCACGGUUUCCUCAUCUAUCCAGUGAGUGGGUUGGACUGGAAAAUCUCUUUUUGACUCUCGCAAUCCACAAUCUGACAUUCUCAGGAAGCCCCCAAGUUGAUAUUUCUAUUUCCUGGAAUGGUUGGAUUUUAGUUACAGCUGUGAUUUGGAAGAGAAACUUUCAAAAUAGUGAAAUGAAUAUUUAAAUAAAAGAUAUAAAUGCCAAAGUCUUUACCAAAA
Molecule: messenger RNA, 2173 nt
Organism: Chlorocebus sabaeus (green monkey)
Lineage: Eukaryota; Metazoa; Chordata; Mammalia; Primates; Cercopithecidae
Gene: HCK
Product: HCK proto-oncogene, Src family tyrosine kinase
Biological process (GO): protein phosphorylation
Molecular function (GO): protein binding; ATP binding; protein tyrosine kinase activity
Source: RefSeq, a predicted model, not a curated record